Brassica rapa (field mustard) is the source of this 2397-nucleotide messenger RNA. Its product is annotated as hippocampus abundant transcript-like protein 1. NCBI's taxonomy places the organism in Eukaryota, Viridiplantae, Streptophyta, Magnoliopsida, Brassicales, Brassicaceae. Gene Ontology annotation, molecular function: transmembrane transporter activity. Gene Ontology annotation, biological process: transmembrane transport. The record is from RefSeq and is a predicted model, not a curated record.
GAAUGUCAUUUUUGUGACUUUCUCCUUCUAGUGCUAUUUUUGAGACAUAAACUUCAAAAGGUGCUAUUAUUGACAAUUGCCCAUAUAUCUUUGUAUAUAUAUUUUCUUGUGUACUUUUUACUCUACGUUUGUGCUAUAGUUCUCACAUUUACAGGUUUAACCCAUGACUGAGAAUGAUAAGGGUUCAACCCAUGAAAUAGAAAAUGACGUGUUUAGAGAAUGCCGAAUUUCUCUUAUUCAGGAUGGACUUUACCAAGCUUUAAUAAAAAAAAUUGUGUGCAAUCAAAAACCCAAACGAUAUUUAAACUUGAAUCAAUGAAACACAUAAUUUCGGUAAAGGGAACACAUUCCACUCCCAAGAUACACGAAUUUAUGAUAUAGUGCGCUAAGGAGAGAGGAACAUUUCUUUAUAUAUAUAUAUAUAUAUAUAGAUUGAUGGCUUGUAUAUUAAACUUUCAAAUUGAAUUCAGAGAUUUAUGAACCUAUUAAUUUCGAUAUAUUCUAUAUAUAUAUAUCUCAAAAUUGGUUCUCCAUUUUUUUAAUUAAGUAUGUCGAGAGGAGGAAAAAGCUACCAACUGAAUUAAAUCAUCAGUCCAAAAUUAACUUUCUUAUAAAUGUUGUAAGUGAGAUGUUUUCUUAAAAAAGAAAAAAAAAAUAUGUGAGACGUCUACCUUUUUUUUUUUUUUUGAACUUGUGUGAGACGUCUACCUUUGGCGUUGCUCCAACAAGAAAGGACAUCUCUUAACAAUGGAGGAAACAACAACGUUUCAGGGGCUAAGACACCUUUUCAUGACCGUCUUCUUGCACGGAUUCUCGGCGUUCAUUGUAGUCCCGGUCAUUACAGACGUCAGUAUGGCGGCGUUAUGUCCUGGAACAGACGAGUGUUCCCUCGCAAUUUACCUCUCAGGCUUUCAACAGGCUAUUACGGGUGUGGGGUCCUUGAUGAUGAUGCCGUUGGUAGGAAGCUUGUCAGAUAAGCAUGGAAGAAAAAGUUUACUCACACUUCCAAUGGCACUCAACAUUCUGCCUCUUGAUGCAGAACAUGACAUAGCUUUGAACCGUGGAGUUAAAAAUUCUCUUCCUUGUGCAUCAAAAUCUGCCCAAGCUAUAUUAGCGUAUAGCAGAGAGACGUCUGUCUUCUACAUCUACUAUGUUCUCAAGACUUUCACGUCCAUAUUUUGUGAAGGAAGUGUGUUCUGUCUUGCACUUGCUUAUGUGGCUGAUAAUGUAUCCGAAAAUCAUCGAGCCUCUGCAUUUGGAAUACUUACCGGAAUUGGAUCUUGUGCAUUUGUAUGUGCAAAUUGUUGUGCUCGGUUCUUAUCCACCACCGCUACAUUUCAGGUCGCGACAACGGUAGCAAUUUUUUCAACAGUGUACAUGAGAAUUUUUCUACCUGAUUCGAUCCGAGAUAAUAGCUUGGUUACUUCCAUUGUUUCAACCGAGAAAUUGAGUUAUGUGUUACUUGAAGAUUACCCUGCACAUAGAAAUCAAAUAUCUAGAACAUUACGUUCUGUACGUGAAAUGGCCUCUCUAAUGAGGAGUAGCGUUCCACUUUUUCAAGUUGCAAUGGUGUCAUUCUUCAGUAGUCUUAGUGAGGCCGGUCUACAUGCAUCAUCUAUGUACUAUUUAAAGGCCAAGUUUCACUUUAACAAAGACCAGUUUGCAGACUUGAUGAUCAUAUUUGGCAUUGCCGGGUCUGUUUCACAGUUGCUCUUCAUGCCCAUUUUAAUUCCUGCUUUAAAAGAGGAGAAACUGCUCUCAAUUGGUCUGUUUUUCGGAUGUGCGCAUAUGUUUCUCCUCGGUAUGGCAUGGUCCGCGUGGGUUCCAUAUAUGGCGGCCAUGUUUUCACUUGUCUCUAUAUUUCCUCAGUCAUGUAUGCGGAGCAUUGUCUCAAAACAAGUAACAUCAUACGAGCAGGGUAAGGCGCAAGGGAUUAUUUCAAGCAUAUGCUCUCUUGCAAACGUCAUUUCUCCGCUAGCAUUUUCACCUCUAACAGGCUGGUUUUUGUCUGAAAGAGCACCAUUUAAUUUCCCAGGGUUCAGUCUUAUGUGCGCGGGGUUUACUAUGACAAUAGCUUUUAUCUUAAGUCUCAUGAUCAGAGCAACAACUCCAGUGGCAGAUAUGGGAUCUCCAUAAUUCCAGACAGCUCAAAACCAUGGUUUUUGUAGCGAAGCAUAAUGUACAAGUUCUAGAUACAUACGUCAAUGUUUAUUUUUUGUGUUGUUGUUUAAUAGCAUGUUUGUCUCGUCAUCAGCCCCUAGGACAUACACCAUAUACUUCAAGGUUAAGGUUUAAGACUGUUUCUGUUCAUGUAUAGGUAAGUCUAAAGAAACACUAGUCUCAUAUUUGUAUUUAUAAAAUAUAAAGUGAAAAGGAAAAUUUAUUUUUAUUUGGUUA